Maudiozyma saulgeensis is the source of this 2856-nucleotide messenger RNA. Lineage: Eukaryota; Fungi; Ascomycota; Saccharomycetes; Saccharomycetales; Saccharomycetaceae. The record is from the annotation of a GenBank genome assembly.
AUGGUAACUGUUAAUGGGAAGAUUAUUCCUUUAACACACACAAUAUGUGCAUCUGCUGCAUUCUUGGUAGCUUUAGCUACAGGUUAUAGUCUACAUUUCCAUAAAAUUGUUCGGAACGCUCAUUAUGGAUAUCCUGAUGAAUGGUUCCCAAGUGUCUCUGCCACAAUAGGUGAUAGAUAUCCGGAGAGAUCCAUCUUUCAGAUUCUGAUUGCAUUGACUGCAUUCCCAAGAUUUCUAUUGUUAUUAGGACAUUACUAUAUCAAUCGCUGUAUUACUACUUUAAUUAUAGGGACUUUGAGAACAGUUUCAUGUGGUGGCUGGGUAUACAUAACAAGCACAGACGAUCAUGACACUCAUGAUAUUUUUAUGAUUGUAUAUAUUGUCUUAACAUUACCUUGGGAUAUUUUAAUCUCAAGGUUAUCUAAGUUCAAGAAAGCUAAGAUAACGAUGGCAGGUACCUUUUUUGGUUUAUUGAUUCCAAUGCUUUAUCAGUAUUAUCAACACCAAGUUAUGAUUGUUCCUGGUGCAUAUUCUAGAUAUGCUUACUUUGAGUGGUCAUUAAUAUUUCUGGAUAUUGGAUUUGAUGCUCUUGCUUACCAUGAUUUUAAAACGAUCAAUAUCAAUCUAUCACUUGAUGGUUUAAUAAGUGCUACUUUUUUUUCAACUAAUGUGGGAGAAAAGAGAAUCAAAGAAGACAAUAUAAAAAUUAAGAAAGAAAGAUCGGAAGCUAUUCAAUCAUCUAAUGAAAAGAAGGUGGUAUCAUCAGGAGGUAAAAAUGAGUUGACUCCAUAUGAUUCAUGUCUAUACCUUGCAGUUAAUACUUUCAACGCAUUCAUUUUUUGGUCAAAUUUGACUGCUUUGGUUUGUAGUAUAUGGCACUUUCCUUUAUGGUACAUGGGCAUUUCUGGUUAUGAAGCAGCUAUUAUUGGAUAUACCGGCCCAAUCAUUCUUUACUUACCAUUCGUCCAAUCCAUUAUUCGUAAGCAUGGAUUUAUGCUGGGUGCAAUAAUUGGUGUUGGCUCAUACGCAAUCCGUAAACCAGAGUCAAGACUGAUUACUGUUUCUAUCGGUACUGCUAUUACUAUGGCCAAUUUUGCUUUAAAUCUGAUUAGAAUACCAGAUUAUCAAGUUUUACGUUCAUAUGUAUCAACUUGGGUAUACGGUCUUGUCAUUUCAGUGGCUAUUAAGAUGAGAUUCUACUCUAAUAAUCCAAUCUGGCCAAUUUUACAUGAUGAAAACCAAGGUUGGAAUAAAGAGGCCAUACUUUUAAUUUUGAUUUCCAGCAUGGUCACACCUUAUGUUAAUGAGAUUAACUUUGUUAAAUCUACCAUAACUAGACCAAAGAUUGGCUUUUUCUCCAAGUUUUUCAUUGCCGUUGGAUUCGGUUCAUUAAUUUUCAGCAUUCAUCAAAUGUUUGUUGAUUCAUCGACAAUUAUUUACUGGUCUUGGGAAGGUUACAAUCAAGAGACGCAGGGUCCAUUACAAUGGCCCUGGAGUGCUUUAACUUGUGCUGUAAUGUUAUUUGCUGCUUUCACUUCAUUUGUGUUUGUUAGAAGACCAUUACUACCUGCUCUUAUUUUAACGUUAUCUACUGCGGUAUUGUAUUCUAGUGAUAUUAAAGAAUGGCCUAAGUUUAUUGGCGGUUUAUUUUAUGUCGUUUCUGUUGUGUGGUUGAUCCCAAAUAUUAUCGUUGCCACAUCGGACGCAAACAGUAUUGCUGUUUUUGUAUUUGGUUUCUUGUUAUAUGUCAUUCUAGUCUUGGCUCAUGUAUGGACUGUUGCCUACGCAUUUGUUCCAUUUGGUUGGUUAUUGAGAGAGAGGUUGCACGUGGUGUUAGCUAUUGGUACUGGAGGUAUUUUAAUAGGGACUUUCUUCUCUUCUAUGUCUAAAUCUAAGGAACCAAUCACUAUGAGCAGGAAAUUUAAUUGGUUAAUGACGCUUUUGGCAUUAAUUGUUGCAUGCGCUAUUGGUGGAUUUUCAUAUCAAAUUAGACCUAACGGUAUCCCACAACCUUACCACCCUGAAUCUAAGUUAAUUACUGCAGGUAUUUGGACGAUCCACUUUGGGCUAGAUAAUGACAUGUGGGCUUCCGAAGAUGGUAUGUCAGAGUUAUUUAGCGAUAUGGAACUUGAUAUUGUUGGUCUGUUAGAAACAGAUACUCAACAUAUUACAAUGGGUAAUAGAGACUUGACUAAUAAAAUUGCACAUGAUUUGAAUAUGUAUGCUGAUUUUGGACCGGGUCCAAACAAGAAUACAUGGGGCUGCGCUUUACUGUCUAAAUUCCCAAUUAUCAACUCUACCCAUCAUUUGUUACCAUCUCCCGUUGGUGAAUUGGCUCCAGCUAUCCAUGCUACCAUUCUAACUUACGAUGAUAUCUUAGUUGAUGUUUUCGUUUUCCAUAGUGGUCAAGAAGAAGAUGAAGAAGACAGAAGAUUGCAAUCCGAAGGUAUGGCAAAGAUAAUGGGAAGUUCAGAUCGCCCAGCCAUCUUAUUAAGUUAUUUGGUCACCGAUCCGUUAGUUGAUAACUAUAACAACUAUGUCAGUGAGACAUCUGGUAUGCAUGACAUUGACCCAUCAGACGAUGAUAGAUGGUGUGAAUAUAUUUUGUACAAGGAUAUCAAGAGAACUGGUUAUGCUAGAGUUUCUAGGGGUACCAUUACAGAUACUGAAUUACAAGUUGGUAAAUUCCAAGUUUUAAACUCUGAACAGUUGCACGAACAAGGUGAUUCUAUUUAUAACACAGAGUUUGAUAAUGAAAGACAAUCUGAAGAUAUGGAAUUCCCAGAGAUGUUUUUAGGUGAGGGUGAAAGAGGUCAUCAUUAUCACGUAUUCGACGAACCUAGAUACUUCCAUUGA